AUGACGGAUGCGGCGUCUAGCGACAGCCGACCGAUGUUCAACAAGAAGAUGCGGAAGCCGUCGAUGAGGUUUGGUCGCGCGGGCGCUUCCGUCCUCCAAGAUGGGUCAGCCAGCCUUAUUGCGGGGGUAGACGAGGAGGACGAGGAGGAGGCUGAGGGAGGGGCGCGCGGUGGCGGGGUAGAUGGCAAGUCUUCGUCUCAAACGAGAAGACCUUCCCAGUCGGGCAAUCGCAGGAGGCCCUCCGGCGAAAGCCGAAGGGGCUCGGCGGAAUCCACUUCGGACCAACGGCAGCGGCAAGGCGGGGCACAGCGGCGUCGGUCAAGCCGGCCUUCCACCCAGGUGGAAACCCGACGGGCUAGCGGCGACUCCGGCGGCCUUUCCAAGAGACGCGGAGCACCCCCGAUGGGACCGGUCCCGUCCAUGACCGACGCCGCCCUCAAGGACCUGAUCGAAACCUCGCUCAACGAGGAGAAGACCGCGAGAGCACCGCUCCUCAGGACAUCCACCUCGCCCAACCCCACACCUCUCAAGGUGGUGCUAAUGGGACGUGUGCUGAUCCCCUCCUCCAAGGGGGCUUCCAUCCCGACGGGAUCCAAUGGACGAGACAAGCCCAGAGCCAGCCGAUCAAGGGUGCACUCUGUCUGCAUAGUGAUGGAAGACAGGACCAGCUCGGCGGGCUCCUAUUGGUCAGGCUCCGUGAGAGACAUCACCGUGCACCCGGGCCCAGAAGGCCGUGAGUUCGCGGAGAAGACAGUCGUGACGAACCGUGGGUGGAACAUUAAGGGGCUUUCUGGUGUUGAGAAGAGAGAUGGGACCCGGGAGACGGAGGGAGCGGCGUUUACCCUCACCUUCGAGACAGGCCGAAGCUCGUCCCCGACGGCUGUCGGUCAAGAGUCCAGCUACACCUGGGAAGGCGUUAACGCGGCGGCGUGCGACGAGAUCCUUUGGGGCCUGCUCACGCUCAACAGGGCCAUGCAGGAGGGCGACGAGCUCGAGCCCGUCAACGUCAGCCUGAAGGAGUUAGACGCGACCGCGGUGUACCACGGCUUGGCCACUAAGCACCCACUCGUCCCAAAGCUGGCCAGACAAAUGCGAGCGGACGAGCGCAGCCGUAACCGAGGGGAUGGGGGCUCCGCAGCCAAUGUCCUAGGGGGGGGGCUGGACGGGGGCGGGGGCGGCCAUGGAAGGCGGCCUUCCGGCACCGGUAGGCGGGGGAGCGACUUGUCGAGGUCGAGUGUGGAGAAGGCCCGGCGUUCUUCGAAGGGCCCGAAGUGGGACUACGAGGAGUUCGAGCAGGGGGAGGCGGUGCUGGGGCGGUUGAAGUGGCUGGAGAAGGGGCGGGAGGGCCUGUUGGAGGAGCUCUCGGACGAGCUGGAGGGCUUGGAAGGGAGUACAAUACACCAGCUCAUCGCUUGGUCCGAGAAGACCGCUGAGACGGAGACGUUGAUCUCCAUGCUCGACGAAGUGGACCAACAGCUGCAAGUCAUGGAGGGGUGGCUGGAGCAGCACGGCAAGCCUCUCGAGGCGAUGCAGGUGGACAUGGCGGAGAUCGAGAGGAAGAACAACAAGCUAGACGUCCAGUGGAGGAACUACCAGAACCUUCACGAAUACCUCAAGCACCUGGUGGAGGCCAUCUCCAUCUCUCCCAGCAACGAGUCCAUGCUGCGGAACCCCCAGGUCGUCCUCGACGCGGCUCUGAACCCCAGCGACGAGGACCCGACUCCAGCGGUGGAAAAGGUCGUUGCGGCAGCUGAGUCCCUCUCUACAGCUCUCGCCUCUAUCGAGCAGCUCGCCGCCCACGAGUCGACAUCCUCCCUGCAGCUGCUGGCUGACCAGCGCGCUAAGCUCAUGGGGCUUGCGGAGAUCACGUGCUCGCAACUCAUGGGCUUCUGCCGGCGGCUGCUGAAGAGACUGACCUCGCAGGAGGGGGCUGGCGGAGGAGGGGGGGGGGUUACCCCCCCGGUCAGCGGGCCUCCCAGCAGGGACAGGAGGAACAGCGGGGCCGCGGACACGUCGACCCAGCGGCUGAUGCUGGCGCAGCGACAGUUCCACGGGCAUCUUAUCGACUACGAGCUCAUUUUCGCCCAGGUGCGCAAGCUGGACGAGAGCGGGCAGAGAAGCAUCGAACUGCAGGCGGCCUAUGCGGAGGACCUAAACCAGGGGCUGCUCAAGUCUCGAACCAAGAGCUACUUCGCGGACCUGAUCCCACGGAUCGUGUUCCACCACAGCAGCCCGGGUUUGGCUUCCAUGGAGCGUUCUUUGAUGGGGGACGGUGCCGAACCAUCCCCGGUCACGCCGGGACCCACGAUCUCGGCGGUGCAGCUUACCCCCGUGGCGGCUUUGAAGCAGUGCCUGGAUCAGAUGAUGCCUGCCGUAGCCAGGGAGCAGGCCUUCUUCAGCACCUUGUUCGGCCUCGAUCCCGCCAAGGAGCCCCACGACAGAGACGCCGUGCACAAGAUGCUGGAGGUAGGCUUCGGGGAGCUUAAGGCGCAGCUGAAACAGGCGCACCUCGUUACCCUGGGCAUCCUCAUGGAGUUCAAGGGGCUGCUCAUGCACCGCUUCGGCAAGUUCAUCAAGGACCAGGUGUCUUGGAUCCAAGCCCAGAGGGGCGACGCGAAGAAGGCGGGCAUUCUAGCCGCCGUUGCGAAGGCCCCGACCCUGCUCAAGAGGCUCCAGGCGGCUUCCAACGCUGCCGUGGUUGGCACCAGGGGCAACGCCAAGGCCAAGGAACAGGACGAGGGAGGGGAGGCCCAAAAGGCCUACCAGAGGUUGGUGAUCGCGCUGUUCGAGCACGUCGAAGAAGUCGCGUCUAGGAACCCGAAAUACGAGCACAUGGUUCGGCUGGAGAACUACCACUUCUUCGCCGCCACGAUGCGCCCGCUAAAGGUGCAGGUUCUGAGCGAGUACGUGGAGCAGGCGGACAAGCUGGAAGAAGUCUCUACCACGAGGUACCUGGAAUGGCUGGUAGGCUACCAGUUCCCCGUCCUCACCCAGUUCUUCGCCAAGGUCGAAGACCUCGUCAUGACGGUGGGAGCGGCGGACGUGACCUACCACGAGCCGAAACGGAACCUAGAGGCGACGCUCAAGAGGCAGGGGGACAUGAAGGUAAUUUCGGAAGGGUUGAAGGCGACACACCAGCGGAUGGUCAAGCACGUGACCAAAGAGGGCCAGCUGCUGGGACCGCUGUGGGCGAAGCUCUCCGACACGCUGUUCGCUAUGUUCUCGAGGUACGAGGAGCUCUGCACGCUGUGCUACCAGCACACCCUCGACCCGGGAGCCGUUGCCGUCAAGCGGGCGGCCACCGAGAUCGGCGGCGGAGGGCCCCCGUCCCGCAGCGGCGGCAACAACAACAACAUGCCGAGCUCCACCAACGGCGGAGGAAGCUCAUCCCGCUUAGACGACGGCGAAGAGAGCGGCCUCGCGUCCCCCUCCUCCGCCGGUGGCCGGAGCUUUGGCGGCGGCAGCGGCGCCUUCGGUGGAUCAUUCUCUAGCCUAACCUCCCCGACCCACACGGGCCGCGACAGCUCCGGGUCAGGGGUGUUCGGGGUUUCGGGGAGCGGGGCGCACACGCCUCCCGGCGGUGGUAGCGGGUUGUCGUCGCCGAGAGCCGGCGGGGGCAAUUCUCCGGUGCAUCGCGGGAAGCAGUUCUUUGCGAAGCACUUGCGCAUGUGAUGGGGGGAAGAAAGGCGGCUUCUCUCUCUCUCGUCCAACUCUAGAUCCGCACCAGUGAGCGAUCUGAGGCGAAAUGUGUGAUGGGUACGAUUUCUUGGCGAUGCGGCGCGGGCGGGAAGCAAGGUCUAGGGGGGGUAUAUAUCCCAGAAGCGGCACAUGUGAUCCUGAGCGGAGCCAGAUUCUAGAUUCGUGCACGUGCAUAGGAGACGAUAGUUUUGUCAAUGUGUUUUUUGCUCGUCGUGGGCAACGUUUCUUUGGACGGUUGUCCCUUUUCGUAACAAGGGACGGCCAAAAGACGAUUCCAUAAGAAGUCACCUCAGGUGUUUGAGUGUUGCUAGUUAGCAGUUGUGUUUUGCUGAGGCGGAAAGCCGGGUUUCAUGAAGGCGAUGUCCCGCGUUAGGCUUGUAAAUUGUCUCGGAAAGACCAUUAUGGGUAAAGUCAGCAAGGUAUCAUUCUUUCCGGCUGUUGGUUCAACGCUGACCGCUACACAGCGCGACUUCUGGCGACGGGUUAGUUAUCCGUUGACUUCAUACCUUUGGUUAGUAGAAUCUUGUGGAGCAUCGUACUGACUGUCGGGUGACUUGCAACUCUGUCGUUGGUACAGGAUUAUCAUUCUGAAAAAGGAGCCUGCAGCAGAUCGAAUCAAGAGUCAGCAGCGUGA
Ectocarpus siliculosus is the source of this 4333-nucleotide messenger RNA. Lineage: Eukaryota; Phaeophyceae; Ectocarpales; Ectocarpaceae. The record is from the annotation of a GenBank genome assembly.